Ictalurus furcatus (blue catfish) is the source of this 958-nucleotide messenger RNA. Its product is annotated as GTPase IMAP family member 4. NCBI's taxonomy places the organism in Eukaryota, Metazoa, Chordata, Actinopteri, Siluriformes, Ictaluridae. The record is from RefSeq and is a predicted model, not a curated record. The transcript has 2 exons. Gene Ontology annotation, molecular function: GTP binding. Bases 1 to 864 code for a protein of 287 amino acids.
AUGUUGCAUGAACAGAAAUCCAAUGAAGAUCUCCGCAUUGUUCUUUUGGGGAAGACUGGGGUUGGAAAAAGUUCUGCUGGAAACACCAUUCUGGGUGCAGAGGUCUUCAAAUGUGACAUAUCAGCAUCAUCUGUGACCAAGGAAUGCUGGAAGGACAUCAGACAAGUAAAUGAUAGAAACAUUUCAGUGAUUGAUACACCAGGCCUGUUUGAUCCAAGUUUUACACUAGAAGAGACGGUCAAUAGGAUCAAGUUCUGCAUCCCUCUCUCUGCUCCUGGCCCACAUGUCUUCAUGUUCGUGGUAUCCCCUAGUAGAUUCACUCAGGAAGACAAGAGGACAGUGGAGAUCUUUCUGAAGGUAUUUGGGGAAGAUGCCAUUAAACACACCAUAGUCCUGUUCACCCAAGGAGACAAACUUGGUAAAAGAAACAUGCAAGAGUUUGUUACUCAAAACCCAGAUCUGGUACAACUAUUCAGAAUGUGUAACCAGAGACACCAUGUUUUCAACAAUGAGGAGAAGGAUCCCACACAGGUGCUUCAACUGCUAGAAAAGAUCGACAAAAUGGUGUCAGAAAAUGGAAGAAAUUAUUACAGCAAUGAAAUGCUGAUGAUGGCAGAACGAGCGAUUGAGGAAGAGAAACAGCGGAUUCUGAAGGAAAGCGAGGUGGAGAGACGCAGGCAGUUUGAUGCUCUGAAAAUGGAAGCUCUGUCUGAAGCUUACAAGGAGCUUCAGGAGAAGCAGGAGAGAGAGGCCAGAGCACAAGCAGAAAAGAAUAACAAGUAUAUUUCCAUAAUGACACAGGUUUUGUGGACUCUCCUUAAGAAUUUCCUCAUAAAGCAAUUACAAAAUACAGGGAAAAAAUAAGCAGAAUUCAUCUGUGUAAUUAUUUAAUAGGGUUGUUUAAUUUUUCUAAUAUAUAAACCUCAUAUGUGAACAUACUAGACAUGAGUAUACAAAA